This is a messenger RNA of Notolabrus celidotus (New Zealand spotty), 4600 nucleotides long. It is a transcript of the gene cry2, whose product is annotated as cryptochrome circadian regulator 2. Gene Ontology annotation, biological process: entrainment of circadian clock by photoperiod; negative regulation of DNA-templated transcription; circadian regulation of gene expression. The record is from RefSeq and is a predicted model, not a curated record. The transcript has 13 exons. Gene Ontology annotation, cellular component: nucleus; cytoplasm. Gene Ontology annotation, molecular function: DNA binding; FAD binding. NCBI's taxonomy places the organism in Eukaryota, Metazoa, Chordata, Actinopteri, Labriformes, Labridae. Bases 178 to 2280 code for a protein of 700 amino acids.
CAUCCAACACUCACACGGUACAAUGUCCACGCCCCCUCAGUGUUGUUUGACAGCCAGUGGAGUUUCUUGGGAGUCUCCUGAACCGUGACAUUUUUUAGCUUGUAAAUCAGUGUAUUUGGACUUUAUUUCGACCGAUCUCUUCAGGGUUUUCUUCUAAUAAUGGAAUAAGGAGUCAUCAUGGUGGUGAAUUCAGUGCACUGGUUUCGCAAAGGGCUGCGUUUGCAUGAUAAUCCGGCGUUGCAGGAGGCCCUGAAUGGAGCGGACACAGUGCGCUGUGUUUAUAUCCUAGACCCGUGGUUUGCUGGCGCUGCUAACGUGGGAAUCAACCGAUGGAGGUUUCUGCUGGAGUCUCUGGAGGACCUGGACAACAGCCUGAGGAAACUUAACUCCAGAUUGUUUGUAGUGAGAGGACAGCCUACUGAUGUUUUCCCAAGGCUUUUAAAGGAGUGGAAAGUGACCAGGCUGACCUUUGAUUACGACCCAGAACCUUAUGGGAAGGAAAGGGAUGGGGCCAUCAUCAAGAUGGCUCAAGAGUUUGGAGUGGAGACCAUUGUUAGAAACUCACACACCCUCUACAACCUGGAUAGGAUAAUAGAGAUGAACAACAACAGUCCUCCGCUGACCUUUAAGCGGUUUCAGACCAUUGUGAGCAGACUGGAGUUGCCCAGGAGACCCCUGCCUCCCAUCAGUCAGCAGCAGAUGGACAAAUGCCACACCAAGAUAGCUGACAACCACGACAAGCUAUACAGUAUACCUUCACUGGAAGAGCUAGGUUUCAGGACGCAAGGUUUACCUUCAGCUGUCUGGCAUGGAGGAGAGUCAGAGGCCUUAGACAGACUCAGCAAACAUCUGGACAAGAAGGUAUGGGUGGCCAACUUAGAGCACCCACAGGGGAAGAUGUGCUCCCUCUACGCCAGUCCUACUGGCCUCAGCCCCUUCCUACGCUUCGGCUGCUUGUCCUGCAGGGUUUUGUACUACAACCUCAGGGAGCUCUACAUGAAGCUGCGGAAGCGCUGCACUCCUCCGUUGUCGCUUUUCGGCCAGUUGUUAUGGAGAGAGUUCUUCUACACGGCUGCCACCAACAACCCAAACUUUGACCGCAUGGAGGGAAACCCGAUAUGUGUACAGAUCCCAUGGGACCAGAACCCAGAGGCACUGGCAAAGUGGGCCGAGGGUAGGACUGGUUUCCCGUGGAUCGACGCCAUAAUGACCCAGCUGAGGCAGGAGGGCUGGAUCCACCACCUGGCUCGACACUCUGUGGCCUGUUUCCUCACCAGGGGCGACCUGUGGAUCAGCUGGGAGAGCGGCAUGAGGGUGUUUGAGGAGCUGCUGCUGGAUGCAGACUGGAGCGUAAACGCCGGCAGCUGGAUGUGGCUUUCCUGCAGUGCCUUCUUCCAGCAGUUCUUCCACUGCUACUGUCCUGUUGGCUUUGGUAGAAGAACGGACCCAUCCGGAGACUACAUCAGGCGUUAUAUCCCAAUCUUAAAGGACUACCCAAAUCGGUACAUCUACGAGCCCUGGAACGCCCCGGAGUCUAUCCAGAAGGCUGCAAACUGCGUGGUGGGAGUGGAUUACCCCAAACCUAUGAUCAACCAUGCAGAGGGAAGCAGGCUCAACAUUGAGAGAAUGAAACAAGUUUACCAGCAACUCUCACAUUACAGAGGACUCAGUCUACUUGCAUCUGUACCAACAAUCCAGGAGGAGGCAGAGCCACCGAUGACGGAUGAGUCACAGAAUAGCAGUGGCCCUGACUCUCCCGUCAGAGGUCCUGCUGACGGUGAAGCAGCCAGCUGCUCUGCAGCUCCAGAUUCCUCUACCUUUGCCCCAAAUGAAGAGCUGGAGGACACAGAGAACAUCCAGACUCCCUGCACCUCCUCAAGCUCACAUACACAUCCUUCUGCAGCCAUAACUUCGACGUCUGCAAGCCUUCCCUCAUCCACAGCAACUCCUCUCUCCCCAGCCCACUGUCCUCUGUCCAGGUCCAAAUCCUCUUCCCCUUCCAAUUCAUGUCCCUCCAUGUCCCCGUCCCCGAGUCCAGCAACGACCCCGUCUCUGACCUCCCUAUCACUAGGGCCCAAAAGGAAAGGCCUCAGCCGAAAAGUGCGGCGCACCCAGAGGCAACGAGGGCGGCAGAGCUGCACAUCAGCAGCAAGGGAGGGUGAGACGAGGCCAGAGGAGGAGGCAGGAGGGGAGGAGAGGAUGGAGGAGGACGCAGAACAGGAGAAAGAGGAGAGAAUGGAGGAUGAGACCUGGGGAGUGAUGUCAGGACUUCCGCAGUGAUAUAAGGUGGAGUUCAAGAACAUCAUCUUCAAACAUCCAUCCCCGAACAACUGGACUCACAGAGAGAAAAAAGAAACAGGUUCCUGGAUACCUGAACUUCAUCAUUAAUAUGUAUAAAUAGCAUGCACACAACACAUGUUGAAACAGUAAUCAAAAAAUAACUCUCAUUUAUCCAGCCAUCCAAAACAUGGACAAACGUUCAGGGUGAGCAUUUUGAUAAGAAUCACUCCCUGAAAAUAAAUUACAGAAUUGCUGUAAAUGACUCAAAACGACUUCUUGUGUGAAGAAACAGAGGAGGUCAUUAUCCUUCAAAUUAUUUAGGAUAAGCAAUCUUCUCUUGUACAGUUCCUUACAGCUGCUUUAACACAAUAUUGAACUGUCUGACACAGUGUGGCGGUUAGCAGCAGCAGCAGCAGCAGCAACUCUUGCUUAUCCUCUUGAAUGUCCUUUCCUACGGAAUGAGGUAGUGCAGGAUCCUGAAUGUCAGCGGUCAAGACACCGUCCACCAUCCUCCACACCAUCUCUCUCUGUAUGUUCAGCUGCUUAAAUGUACAAAAGUAACUUUAGGUUAUUUCAUAAGGAUGCAGAUUUUGACAUUUUGCAGUGAUGAUUUUACACAAAUGUGGUUUAUGAGAUUAAAUGAGUUCGGAUGAAACCAGAACCCCAGAACAAGGGUCUGCAUCCAGGUCCUGAAGAGGCCAAAAUCUCACCACUACUCUUUUAGAGAGCGUCAGUGGCACGUCUACAGCUUCAGACAGAUUCACAGACUUAACUUUUAAAUAUGCUCGGUGUGCAGGUGUGUACAUUUCUGAACUGCUUUAGGAGGCCCUCAUUUCUACUCUGAUUGGAAAACUGUGAUGACGUCAGACUUUGUAAAAAAUCAAAACAGCAUGCCACUUUUGGCUGAAGGGAUGAAGCGGGUAUUCCGUUCAUGUGGCCCCGACGACAUGGAACCACUUUCAAAACAAACAAAAACACCAAAAAAAGAAAAACUCCACAUUUUAAUAUGUAAAUGAAUGUUUUGAAAAUAUCUGAUAUUUUUGCUAGCAGAAAUGAAGAUGUUAAUCGGUGGUAAAAAAUAACAUUUUUAUAUUCUGCCUCCCUGAGUCAUUAAUUCCUUGUCUGUUUUAUAGGGUCACUUUGAGAGCACUUAGCAGAUUGCUAUUUGAAACAGUGUAUAUUGACAAAAAGGCCAAGGUGAGACCCUCUGUGUGAACAGCUUUAAUAAGAAAACUAAAAACACAAGUUUUUUCAUUUGCCAUAGUUUUUACUGGCAACUGUUAAUACUUCUUAUGUACAAUGAAUGUAGAGAAAAUAUAGAGUGUUGUUCUCCCCAUAUAUUUAUCAGUUUGUAUAUAAAAUAUGUUAAACCUGUCUGUUUUACCAACAGUCUGAUAAAGGGGGUUUCACAAAGGCUUACCUUUUGUUUCUGCCUGGAGGUUUUGCACCAGAAGUGUCCACUAGAGGGUGACAGAUGCAGUAAAUUCAGCACACGAUCAAUGAAAGGUUGGCUAUAAUAAAGAAAAUCACUGAUUUUACUAAAUAAUAAUUUAAAACCAACAAAAAAAAGGAUUUUAAGUGCUAAAAGUUUUUUUUAUAAUUCUACAUUUUUACCCUUUUCCCUUAUUACAUCAGCAAAAAUACUCACGACAGAAAAACUACAACAAAAAACUACAAGAAAACUACACUACAUAUUGAAUCUGAACCUAAAUUUCUUCUCUCUGAGGUCCAAAUAAUUGCACACGACCUCUGGGAGAACCACACAUAUUUCUUUGGGAGAAUUCUCUGAUAGGAUCAGAGGGUUUUUUUCAAGUGACAAUCAGUGUGGCUGUGUCAUCCUCACUACUUCAUUCAACUGUUCUUGAUCCCUGUGCAGAAUAAGCAAGCCAUAAAGUAGCAGUUUGACUUUGUGAAACCCCCUGAAUAAUGCCGGGGUGGGUCAAAGUUUCCCCCGAGCGGGAUCAAAGAAUGUCAAGAGACUAAACUUGCAGCUCAUACAGGUGUUGUACUGUUGGUGUUAAAGAAAGGUGUGCACUGUGAGCUGUUGGAUCCCUGAGGAGUAAAAGGACGGAUCAGCUUGUAUAUCCUCUCAGGCUCUCAACCUGAUUACAGAUAUGAACAGCCCAAAGUUCCCACUUAUCCUGAAUGCAACACAGGCCCUGAUUCUGUGUUUUGCAGCACAUUCCAACUAACAACAGUACAAUGCUCUGCGGGCUGGAGGUGUGUCUGAGAACUGUGGGCUAAAUGGAUAUUUAUUUGUUUUGUAUUGUACAAAAAGAGUUUAUUUUCAUUAAAACCGCUGAAGGAAUUGUGAUUGAAA